This is a messenger RNA of Stylonychia lemnae, 3129 nucleotides long. The record is from the annotation of a GenBank genome assembly. Lineage: Eukaryota; Ciliophora; Spirotrichea; Sporadotrichida; Oxytrichidae.
AUGAAAAAACUUUUUAAGUUUUCAAAGAAUGCAAAAGCCUUAGAUGAAGAGACUUUCAAUUAAAUGAAGAAACCCCUUCUGAGAGCAUCUAACAGGGCAUCUGGUUUGAAUUUUUAACAGGACAAGGAGUUCUAUAGAAAGGAAAUGAUGCAAGCUAGAGCUUAAUUUGCAGAAAAGAAAAUCGACAACUACUCUAUCCAUUUCAUUCCUAACAGGAAGCCAAGUAGGACUCACUUCACUGUGGCUGGUAAUUUCGGUAGAUUAUUUGGCUUUGAAGAUGAUGAUUAUAAUAGCAACGAUGCCUUGCUAAAUGAUAUUGAAGAUAAGGAUCCCUAGGCCAUAAUUAUUGGAAAUCUUUCCCACUCUGAAAUUGAUUAUAUUCGCAAGGGCUACUUUAAGUAUCAAUUUGCACCUAAAAUUCAAAAGCCUUAAGCAGAGCAUACAUUGGCUAAAAAGAAGUUCACUAAAUUCUUCUUGGAUGAGAUGCAUUAAACUGGUAGAUUUUACUAUGAAAAUGCUGAUGAGACUCCCUUGCCAGGAGAAGAGGAUGAUGGAGGUCCAGGAAACCCCGAUAGUAAUGAUUUUACUGUCUAUGAACUAGAUCAUCUAUACAAAAGGAAAAUGGCCAAGCCUUAGCUUAGUAUAGCAAAAUAUGCGUGUAGUAUGCAAAAUAAAAAGUUAUUUUUUGGAGCACCACCUGAAUUGCUUGCAAUUGAAGAAUUAGCCUAUAAUGUAGAUAUUGAAGUAAUGAGAGAAAUAUUUCAAGAUGUCUUAGAUAAAUACAACAAAGGAGCUAACAAUAGAGAGUUUGUUCCAUCAGAAUACCCAAUAGAUAUUCACAAUUGCAUGAAGAAAAUCGCUGUUAGAGAUCAUCAGAAUAUUUUGUAUGAUAAAUUCAACGAGUACUAGGCAAGUUUUCUAAAGAAAUGCAUGAGUAUUUACAAAGAAACAGCUUUAAUAUGUAAUGAUUACACUUUGAAGUAGAUCAAAGAUAAGGCCAUGAAUCCAGAUAUUUUAGAGUUUGAUGAGAUUUAUAGUAGAGAGUUCGGCCCAUAAAACAAACCUCCUCUAGAUGAAAUUCUAGAAAAAUUGGCUAUCCUUACUCAUAUUUUCAGCAGAGAAGCCCAGCUUUAUAUAUAGAACGGGCAAUAACAAUCUUUAUUUGAUCAGCUUUUCAAUGGUAUUUAUGCAGAGGAGAUCAAGGAAAGAAAUAUUUAAUAGGAAUUCACAUAAAUAAAUAUGCCUUACAGACUUAGACUAUAGAAACUCUAUAAUAAUGAGAUAAUCAGAUGGGGCUAAGUUCCCUCUUAGGGUAGAUUUAUGAUUGAGACUUAUGAAGAAGCUAUGUCUAGGUUCGACCUUAAAAUAGAAAGAGGUUAUUCAUUUAUCAUUAGCCCAGAGAGAGAAUAUAAGAAUCUUUUAAUGAUGUUUUAGGUUAUGCUUGACAAAAUGGAGUAAAACAUCAUGAAGAGAUAAAAUGAUGGUAUUAACCAGGAAGGGACUAUCUUUGCUAUAAACUAGCUGCUGAAGGGAUAGGAGACUGCAGAUAAUAUAAGGUUGUUCAGAGAGUUAAUGGUUGAAGCGAAUACUCAGCUUGGCUUCUUUUAACUACCUGAAACCUUAUUUGGAAAGUAUAAGGAAAUUAUAAAGGUGACAGCAUAUCACUAGAUGAAAGAUAAUCUAGGAGAAGAUCCUCGUAAACUGUACAAAAGACUUGAAAUUUAAAGGUAAAAUGAAGAGGGUAGAUAAGUAUACACUCAACUUGAAGAUGGAUCAGUUCCUUCGUUUGAGUAAUUUAAAGCUAUAAAAAAUAAAAUCACUAGAAUCAACUAAGGCAUUGGCUAAAACCUUUCUCCUACUCUUCUAAUUCAAAAGAGAGAAGAGACUGUUGAGCAAUAUUAGAAACUGGAAGAAAUAGCUGAGUUAUUUCCAAAUACUAGAGAGAAAGUUGACUUGAUUCAGUCAAGAUUGGAUAAGAAAUAUUUACCUCAGGAAAUGCAUAAAGAUCCUAAGAAGAUAUUCUUAUCUCCUGAGGGCUAAGCUGUAACUGAGGAUCAGAUCGUACCUGAGUAAAAUUUGGUAUACUCUUUGGAUGGGGAGCAGUUCCCAAUUGAGAUUCAAAAUAAGACUGUUAAGGAGUUGAGAGAGAUGGGGUUCAAAGAUAUAAUGAACUUCAAAGCGACAAAAUCCCCUUAUGAUGAGCACUAUAUUCCUUAAAUUUCUCCAUAAGAGAAGCACAGAUUGUAGAAGCUUAACUAGGAAUUGGAGUAGGAAAUAAAUGAUCCCAGCUUUAGUAAAGAAGCUCUGGAUUAAGAGAUAUUAGAGAAUGAAAGAAUGAAAUCUCUUAAGUAUCAAAAAGAGAAGGAAGAGCAAGCAAGGAUCUUAAAGCAGACCAAGAUUGAUGCUAUGAGAUUAUUGCUAAUCAAGAAGGCUUUAGAUAAAGGCAUACCGCUUGAGGAUGAUCCAGUUUAUGUUGAUUUACUGGCUACUUACCCCUAUUAUUAGAAGAGACUAGCUGAGAGAUAGAGAGCAAUAGAAAAAGCAAGAAGAAAAUCUGAAUAGGAAGAAAAAGAUUAGAGACCAAUCAGAUAUAAAUUUGAGGAGAGAAUCAGAGGCAGAGCUAACUUAGCUCCUUAACAAUACUCAGAUAUUUUGGAUGUUGAACCAGUAGAUGACACUCAAGAAAAAGAAUAUGAGAAAUACUAGUAGAUCCUGGAGGACUACCAAAAGGAUUUUGAUGAGAUUAAGAACUUGAGUCAGACAAUAGAGCCUGACGUAAUUACAAACGAAUUUGCAGAAGAAGCAGUCAGAAGAUAUCAAAGAGAAGAUAUUCUGCUAGAGCAGCGAUUAGGCAAUAAAUAUUUGACAAAGAUAGAUGCCAAAGAAGGAGGAUCUACUCACGAAGCAAUUAAUAGAAAGCUUUCUGAAAAUCUGCAAAUGGAUAACUUUUUGAGUAAAGUCAAAGAAUUCAACGAAGAAGUUAAAACUCGAUAGUCUUAAUCAAGCAGUAAUAGUGGAAGUUAAUAUAAUGAAGAAGACAAUGAGGCAAUAAGGAGGAGUUUUGGAAGAGCAGGGAUGAAAAAACCUCUGGCAUCGUUUAAAAAGAAGGAAAUGCAUGCUAGAAUUUGA